Trichomycterus rosablanca is the source of this 2703-nucleotide messenger RNA. RefSeq names its product short transient receptor potential channel 7-like. Bases 1 to 2703 code for a protein of 900 amino acids. Lineage: Eukaryota; Metazoa; Chordata; Actinopteri; Siluriformes; Trichomycteridae. Gene Ontology annotation, biological process: single fertilization; regulation of cytosolic calcium ion concentration; calcium ion transmembrane transport. Gene Ontology annotation, cellular component: cation channel complex; plasma membrane. The transcript is spliced from 12 exons. Gene Ontology annotation, molecular function: inositol 1,4,5 trisphosphate binding; protein binding; store-operated calcium channel activity. The record is from RefSeq and is a predicted model, not a curated record.
AUGAUGCGCGUGGCGGAGCUGCAGCCGGCGCGCGACAGACCUGAGAUGCUGCUACUGCACGCGCUCCCGGUGAGUGCACUGCCUGCGGAGUGCGCGUGCGGCGGGUUCGACCAGAAAGACGAUCACCCGCAUUCACAUUUUCAUCAUCACCCACUUUAUCAGGACUCCCAUCACACGUUCGAAGCCAUGCAGCGCAGGCACACGACUCUGAGGGAAAAGGCUCGCAGGGGCCCAGCGUACAUGUUCAGUGAGCGAGAUACCAGUCUCACAGUCGAGGAGGAACGGUUUCUGGAUGCGGCUGAGUAUGGAAACAUUCCAGUCGUCCGAAAGAUGCUGGAAGAGUCUGAGACCCUUAAUGUAAACUGUAUGGACUACAUGGGCCAGAAUGCCCUGCAGCUUGCAGUAGCUAACGAGCACCUAGAGGUAACCGAGUUGCUACUCAAGAGAGAAGGACUGGCACGGGUGGGUGAUGCCCUGCUCCUGGCCAUCAGUAAAGGUUACGUGCGCAUCGUAGAGGCCAUCCUGGCACAUCCAGCUUUUGAAGGAGGCCUCCGCUUUGCCUCGACUGCCCUGGAGCAGGACCAGAAAGAUAAAAAUGAUGACUUCUUUGCCUAUGAUGAAGACGGGACACGUUUCUCCAGCGACGUGACACCCAUCAUCCUGGCUGCCCAGUGCCAAGAAUACGAGAUCAUACACACCCUGCUGGGUAAAGGUGCCCUCAUCGAGAAGCCUCAUGAUCACUUCUGCAAGUGCACUGAGUGUUCAGAGAAGCAGAAGCAGGACUCAUUCAGCCACUCACGAUCACGCAUGAAUGCUUACAAAGGUCUAGCAAGUGCCGCUUACCUCUCGCUGUCCAGUGAAGAUCCAGUUCUGAUGGCGCUGGAGUUGAGCAACGAGCUUGCCCAACUCGCAAAUGUCGAAACUGAAUUUAAGAACGACUACAGAAAGCUUUCCAUGCAGUGUAAGGACUUUGUGGUAGGGGUGCUGGAUCUGUGUCGAAACACAGAGGAAGUUGAGGCCAUUCUGAAUGGUGACGUGGACCAAAACCCUCUAAGUGACCACAACAGACCCUGCCUCAGCCGUGUUAAACUGGCCAUCAAAUACGAGGUCAAAAAGUUUGUGGCUCAUCCGAAUUGCCAGCAGCAGCUGUUGACGCUGUGGUAUGAGGAUCUAUCAAGAUUGAGGCAGCAGUCUAUUGGAGUUAAGUGUUUAACAGUGCUGGGUGUGAUGGUGGGUCUACCCUUCCUGUCUAUUGCAUACUGGAUCAUGCCAUUCAGCAAGCUGGGUCAGGUUCUUCGGAGUCCAUUCAUGAAGUUUGUUGCCCAUGCAGUCUCCUUCACCCUUUUCUUGAUUUUGCUGGUGCUUAAUGCCUCAGAUCGCUUCUUAGGAGUCAAAAACCUGCCAAAUGAAACAAUCACUGAUCACCCUCGCCAAGUCUUCAGGGUCAAAACCACCCAGUUCUCAUGGACCGAGAUGCUGAUUAUGAAAUGGGUGCUUGGAAUGAUCUGGUCUGAGUGUAAAAAGAUUUGGAAAGAUGGGUUACAUGAAUAUGUAAUGCACCUCUGGAACAUCCUUGAUUUUGGUAUGCUGUCCAUCUUUGUGGCAUCAUUCAUGGCUCGUCUCAUGGCAUUUCUACAAGCCUCUCAUGCACAGCUGUAUGUAGACCUUCAUGUGACCAGCUCGGACCUGAAUAAUGCUUCACUGCCUGCGGAGGUGGCAUACUUCACUUACGCAAGGAACCGAUGGCUUCCCUCCGACCCCCAGCUCAUCUCUGAGGGUCUCUACUCUAUUGCUAUAGUCCUGAGUUUCUCCAGAAUUGCCUACAUCCUGCCAGCAAAUGAGAGUUUUGGACCAUUACAGAUUUCUCUGGGUCGCACUGUGAAGGACAUUUUUAAGUUCAUGGUCAUAUUCAUCAUGGUUUUCCUCGCCUUCAUGAUCGGCAUGUUCAAUCUGUACUCGUACUACCUGGGUGCCAAGUAUAAUGCUGCAUUCACCACAGUGGAAGAAAGCUUCAAGACCUUGUUCUGGUCCAUCUUUGGUUUGAGCGAAGUGAUCUCUGUGGUAUUAAAGUACGAUCAUAAGUUCAUAGAGAACAUUGGAUACGUCCUGUACGGCGUCUAUAAUGUUACAAUGGUGAUUGUCCUGCUCAACAUGCUGAUUGCCAUGAUGAACCAUUCCUACCAGGAGAUUGAGGAAGAUGCAGAUGUUGAGUGGAAGUUUGCCCGUGCUAAGCUCUGGCUCUCCUACUUUGAUGAAGGCAGGACUUUGCCUCCUCCCUUUAAUCUUGUUCCCAGCCCCAAAUCCUUCUAUUACAUGGUGCUACGUACCAGAUCUUGCCUUGUCAGGCUAUGCAAAGCCAAAAGUCGUCAUGGUAGUCAGCAAGACACAGACAUCUCAAACUUUCAGUCAAAGCUCCAUAGGUAUCGACCUUGCCGGACCAAUGAUGUGUACACAGUGAGAAAUCAUUUCAAACAUCCAACCAGAUACCAGAAGCUGAUGAAGCGCCUCAUCAAGAGAUACGUUCUGAAGGCCCAGGCUGACAGUGAAAACGAUGAGGUCAAUGAGGGUGAGCUAAAGGAGAUAAAGCAGGACAUCUCCAGCCUACGGUAUGAGCUUUUGGAGGAAAAAUCUCAGGUUACAGCAGAACUGGAGGAUCUUAUCCAGCAACUAGGAGACAGACUAAGUAAACUACCCAAGAAAUAA